AUAUUUGCUUAUCUUAUUUGUUUGUAGUUUGUUGGUUAAAGGUCGUGAAAUGGUGCUGAAGCGUAACCGAAAUGCAGAAGAUCUUCAAAAGAAGCUUUUUUUGAAAUAUAAAUUAAAAAAGGUGGUCCGUGAAGUCAUUAUGAACAGUCAAUGGCUUGAUGAAAAUCAGGAAGAUCAUAAAAUGUCGUCAAACGUUAAAAAAAAUAUCGCUUUCAUGAUGCGCACGAAACGAAAAUUAGGAGUGCUUACAUUAACUGAAAAAUCUUUAAUACGAACUCCUCAUCGCUUACGAACAGUAUCUGAUCGGAAGAAACUAUGCCUUCUGUUUGCUGGAUUCAGAUGUUUCCUCAGUGUUCCAGCCAAACAGCGUGUCCGUGUUAUUCCUGUCGUUAAAUUUAUGUCAGUUAGUCCCGGUCGCAUUAUUAUAAGAAAGGGAGACAAGCCGUUUUUAAUAUAUUUUAUUAUAGCGGGAGAAAUUGGCAUGCCUAAAAGGAAUAUUUCCGAGCUUGAGGACCAAUUCAACUUUGGACCUGGUGAUUGCAUUGGCGAUAUAGGAAUGUUUGAGGACGGCCCACGCUUCCAAACUUACAUUGCUGCAUCGCAAUGCGAACUCCUGGUACUACUCGAUAAUGAUUUUAAUUCGAUCCUCAAGCCCUACAUGCAGAAGGUUUGGAACGAUAAGAAACGAGCCUUGAAGGCUUUGGACUAUUUCGAUUUUUUCAGCGAUGAUCAGAUUUUGAAAGCAUGCAAGCUGUGUACGCUUAAGCAAUAUAAUCCCUUGGAUACAAUUUACAGCCAUGAUAGGGGAACACUCACAAAUGUUCACUUCGUUUUGAGUGGGGAAUGUUUAAUACUCCAGUGUCUAAAUAUGAAGGUUAUAGCAAAUAACGGGAAAAAAGUGUACCACCUCGUGGACACUUUGGAUGGUGGAGCUAUAUAUAUUCACAGUGAGCAAAGCAUAAGAAGCGGUCUGGUCAAAAAUAUGUCCAUGCUCGAUGCUCUCGAUGCGGUCCAUAAAAACGAAAAUAACUCGCCUGGACAAUUUAAUACUCUAUCCAGUGAUUCUGAUAAUGGAAGCUCAAUAUCAACGGUAAAUUUAAUAAAACACUAUACUAGUCCAUGUAGCAUUAAAUAUUGCGAAUAUUAUGUGGAUGAAGCCUACCCAAGCUCUGGGAAAAUAUUCAAAGACAAGAAACAGUUGACCUCUGAUAUCUAUAAUGAUAUUGAAUCUGAAAGUGACACAUUUCAUGUUUCAAAUUUUGUUGGGUCAUCAAGCUCCUGUCUGAGUGCAGGCGACAUUGAAAGUCAUUUUAUUGACGUUGGAUCACUUACGUUUGGUGGCAUUUUCGGACUGGGCGAAACGAUGCGUCAUCGUGUAAUUAUGGCACGAAGUACUGUGCAAUGCUUGUUGCUCCCCAGAUUUUUCUUACUCGAUAAUGACCAAAAUCCAGGAAACAUUUGGCAACGGAGACUUUUCUACCUAGAAUGUAUCAUUCCAUCCAGAGACGCGCUGUUCGAUAAUUUUCUCAAAACUUUAAAGUGGAAAAAAUUUAAAAUUGAUUUUAUCAAAAGUUUAACAACUAAUACGACGAAUAUCGCCAAGGAUGAUGAUAUACCAGUUCUAUGUCGCAUCGAAGGAGGCAUUGAUCUUUAAUCAUAGAUUUAAGUUAUUGUGCAGAGAAAUAGUUGUAUGGAAAAAGCACUGAGA
Messenger RNA from Drosophila navojoa, 1708 nucleotides. RefSeq lists its product as uncharacterized. The record is from RefSeq and is a predicted model, not a curated record. NCBI's taxonomy places the organism in Eukaryota, Metazoa, Arthropoda, Insecta, Diptera, Drosophilidae.